This is a messenger RNA of Dendronephthya gigantea, 855 nucleotides long. RefSeq names its product putative defense protein. Lineage: Eukaryota; Metazoa; Cnidaria; Anthozoa; Malacalcyonacea; Nephtheidae. The record is from RefSeq and is a predicted model, not a curated record. The transcript is spliced from 3 exons. Gene Ontology annotation, molecular function: oxidoreductase activity, acting on metal ions. Bases 37 to 783 code for a protein of 248 amino acids.
CUUCACAUUUCAUAGUUUUAUCAUAUACAGCACACAAUGUAUGCACCGACACUCGUCCUGUUUUCAGUAAUUCUUACUGAGUUAGUUUUAGGCGAAAGAACUGGAGCUCCACAACAAAGUUGUAAAACAAUGACACCAGGACAUCGUGGCACGUUUAUUCCGCUGAUUCCCAGACAGAAACAGCCGAGCGGGUAUUCCCUCGAUGCCAAAUUGGAGAAAAGCUUGAAAAUGGUUCGUGUAACCGUGAGCGGCAAAGCAUUGAAAGGUUUUCUCAUCCAAGGCAGAUGGAGCGAAGACGGUCCUGCUGUUGGCAGUUUUCUUAAUAUUACGGAGGACCUUGGCGUUAAGUAUCAAAAUUGCUCAGAUUUCAAGUUUCAUCCAGAAUCGAGCGUGACUCACACGAAUGACUCUGAGAAAGAUAAUUUAGUUUUCUACUGGCAGCCACCAAAAACAAUGAACAAGGAAAAAACCAUCACAUUCUUUGCGACACUGGCCCAAACUAAAGAAAGGUUUUGGGUCAUGCAGGCAAGUAACCCGUUAAAUUUGGCCGUCUUGGAGGAUGACACGUUCCUGGCAACGAGACCACCAAGUAAAGGGGUAGAACAAAAUGAAAAACCCACAACGACAAGACCACCGAGUGAAGGGACGAAACAGAACACUAUUGAAAUUGUUGUGUCGUCAUCCACACCCACAGAAAAUAAAGGACCAAAGGCGGCUUCAUCAGGUAUUUCAUUGAUAAGUAUAAUGCUGGUAAUUGCUAUGAGAAUGGCACUGGAGAUUUAAAUGUACAAUACAAUCAGCUGCUAUGAAAACAUUAAUGGCUACAAAUACUUUGAAAAUUAUAUUAUUAUUAUU